AUGAAAGGACAUUGGAAGCAAACAGGGACGGGGCAGCCCAGUACUCGUAUGAGACUGCGGGACUGUUGCUAUAAUACCGGCAUUUUCUCGGCCGCCGUUGCUUCCAUAGGUACCAGCUCACCACCACACACCUUUCUCAUCCAUCAGUCCCCUCACCCUCGGUCGGGACACUGGCAAAAGCGGAACAGGCCCAGCGGAAACCACUGCUGUCUCCCCUCGUCCAGCCGCCGGCUCAGACCACCGCACGCUUUGAAAACGAUGGCUUCUACUCCAAACCAAAGCUCGGCUUUUCUGUCAGGCCACAGAAGAGCACGAACCAGACAGCUUAUCAAGAAGCCUUUCAAGAAAAUAUUCAUAAAGUCAAUUUUGUUAUCUGCGUUUACCCAGCAGCAACCACCACCAUCACCACCACCGAGCACAUCUUUUGCAUCUUCAUCCUCCCACCAACACCGAGAUCCGACUCCUCCUCCUCUCCCUCGGUCGUCGCCUCACUCUCGACCCACCAGCCGACGAUCUUCCUCCACCACCACCACCACCACCACCACCAGCCAACUUAUCUGGAGACUCUCUGACGACACCCUCUCUUGUUCCAGCCUACAGCUAGCAGCACAUUUCAACACAACCACCCAGCUAUCCGACUCUUGCACCAUUCCACUCUCGCCUUACCUUUACCAAGAACAACAACAGAAUAUCAUCACGCCCUCCAACGACAGCCACCCAAGCCCCUUCUCCACACCUCACCACCACCACUACUACUACUCCACCGAGCAUUCCCACACCAACAACCACUUCUACGUCACCACCAUGUCUGGCAGCAGAUCCUCGUCCCCUCCCCCAACCCCCUCGGGUUCCAUGCCCAUUGAACAGACACCCGCCUUCCAGAAACUUGUCCCCGUCGAGCGUGCACGAGCAUUCAUCCACUCUGUCGUGUUUGAAGAAGACGAGGAGCUGUCCGAGGAAGAGAGGGAGCACAUCACCAUCAAGUGCGAAAAGACAUGGACGGACCUGCUGAAGCUGGGGAAUUUGGACGAGAAGGAGGGGACAGAGGAGUGUCAGAAGUUGGUGCGCGCGCCGGUGAUUGGGGAGGGGAUUUGUCACAAGUUGUGGAAGAGGCUGGCGGCGAUUUCGAGGAAGGGGGGGUACACGAAUGAGGCGGCUGGUUUUGAGGCGAUGAGGAAGAAUUUGGUGGUGGAGGGCAAGGCGAGGCGGGAGGAGAAGAAGAGGGAGAAGGAGGAGAGAAGGAAGGAGAGGGAGGGAAGGAAGGGGGUGGAGGGGUUGUUGGAUUCGUUGAAGCUGAGCCCGAGGAGGAAGGAUAAGGAGGGGAGCCUGAGCGGGGAGCGGGAUGAAGGGGAGGGGGGUGGAGAGCAGGAGGGAGAGGAGGGUUUUUGGCAGGCUCCUGAAACGUAUACACCAAGGAUUGCGCCGCCCGAGAUGGAGGCGAAGGACACGCCUUGUCCGCCUGGGUUGUUGGGUUUGUUGGAGGGGGACGAUGAUGAGAUGACCAGAUGGGAUCAGGCUGCCUAUCAUGGGAGGGUAGGGGUGCCGAACCGGAAGAUUGAGGAAACUGUUGGUGGGGAUGAGGAGGAAGAGGCUGUCAAGAACGCUGAGGAUAAGAAUAAGCGGAAGGCGGCCGAGGCGAAGGAGGGGAGCAGGUCUUGUCGGCCAAAGCUUACUAAGAGCAAGAGCUGGAUUGGGAAGAUAGCUAGCAUGGGGGAGAAGGUUUCUUAUGGGUUGGGGGUUGCAGGGCCUGCUGGGUCUAAGGGUCCGAAGGAUGAUAGGAGUAGGAAGAAGUCUAUCUGA
Messenger RNA from Podospora anserina S mat+, 1800 nucleotides. RefSeq lists its product as uncharacterized. The transcript has a single exon. The record is from RefSeq and is a predicted model, not a curated record. Lineage: Eukaryota; Fungi; Ascomycota; Sordariomycetes; Sordariales; Podosporaceae. The coding region runs from base 1 to 1800 and encodes 599 amino acids.